UAUCGGAAAUUAGUCAGAAACCUGUAGGAUCAGUGUAAUCAGUUCAGGUGUACUGUGCUAACGAGUAUAAUAACAAUAUACGCUGCAACGGUGUCGCAACACUCGUCCCAAUACGAUAUAUAUACUAUCCUUUCGUGCUUUCGAAGUUCAGUAGUAGUUCCGGCGGUGCACUACUCAGUCGCCGACUUCCUAAGUAUCUCGACAGAGAUAACGUUCACAUCGACACCACAACGCGCUUUCCCGAAGUCCUGUCUACAGUUUGAUGGUCGGUAACGCAAAAUCUACAAUGCUGAAAGCCAGUUUGUCAUCGAAGAGGUUGUCGUUGGACGAUUGCAGGAAGCCGUCCAUGAAGAUGCUCAACGCUUUCGGUCUGGACACGUCGCCGCUGUGCGCAGAAGCUUGCGCACUGGCCGAACGUGAACUCCGUGAGACCCCGGAACAGGUGCAGAAGUCGUUGGCCGAACUCAGAGAGUUGCUCAAAGAGAAGAAUACGAUGUCGUACAAGGACACCGACGAAUACUUGAUGAUAUUCUUGAGACCGACCCAUUUCUACGCCCAGAGUGCAUACGAUCUGAUGAAACGUUUGGCCACGUUCAAAGAUAAAAACGAGAAAAUCGUCGCCAACCCUUUGCCGAGAGAAGAGAAGUCAUUGUUUACCGAAAACAACGUUGUCAAUGUGCUCGUCGACAGAGAUCAAAAGAACAGGAGAGUCUUAAUCCUAAACAUGGGAUCGGCUUGGGACCCGAAAAGUCUUAACAGCGAACAGUUGUUCAAAGUUCUUUACCUGAUCCAAAUCGCAUCGUUGGUGGAAGAAGAAACUCAAGUCCGUGGCGUGGUCAUCAUCAUCGACUUCCAUGGGCUGUCCACCAAACAGGUCAUGGCCAUGUCACCAUCGUUCGCAAUGACAUUGCUUCUUUACAUCCAAGAAGCCAUGCCACUCCGUAUGAAGGAAGUGCACAUUGUUCGUCAGCCGUUCUUGUUCAACAUGGUGUGGCCGAUGUUCAAACAAUUUGUUGGAGACAAACUCAAGAAACGUCUGUUUUUCCACGGUAACAAGAUGUCGUCUCUGCACAAGCAUUUGGACGCUAACAUGCUCCCCGAAGACUAUGGUGGCAAGAAACCCAAGUUGAACUACUCGAGCGCCGAUUGGUACCCUGUAAUGCAGGACCUUCAGAACUACAUCGCAGACUGGAACACGUAUGGAUUGAAAAAGUAAUGACUACGGCAACAAUCGGAAACGGCUCAUGAAAAUGUUUGCGGUCACUUGGGCAGUAAACUGAAUACGAUACUCUACAUAUUUAUUGGAACUCAUAGAAUAAUAAUAAUCAUAAUCAAAAAAGAAAAACUUUUCAACGGUAGUAAACAUUAUAUGGGCCUAGAUAUAAUGCGUUUUAUAAUAUUAUUAUCAUAUUAAGUUUUAAUAAUGGUGUUCCCAUUAAGGGCAAGGUGUUUUAAAAAUGGCACGGUUUUAAUUCAUUUGCGCGUUUUUUGCAAACCACAAACUAAGUUUUCACCUCGAUGUUGUCAUAAUUUGUAAUAUUUAUUUAUUUAAUGAACAAGAGCCAUUAUAAUAUAUAAUAAUAAUAUAUACAUAAAUAUAUAUAUUUAUUCGAUGAUGGAUAAAUAAAUAUGUUUAUGAUUUGAUUAUUACACGGGCUUUUAGUUGUGCAUUUAAAUACAAAUGUAACGGUUAGUCGUCAAUAUAUAUAUAAUAAAUUACAUUUCAGAUAUGAAAUUGUUUCUUAAUGGCUUUAUGUCUUUUUAUUUUUUUCCAUUUUAUACCUAUUUUUUUUUUUAUUGAAUAUUAUCUCUUUUAAGGACACAUAUGUUACCUAUAGUUGUUUUAUAGAACCUUAGUUUUUAAGUUGUAUUUUAUAUGCGUAUACAUAGUUUUAGAAUCAAACAGUUCGAUUAUUGGAAAGUGAUAUAAAAGUAGUAUUUUUGUAUUCAAUUAUAAUAUGCUAAGUACAGUAUACUCGAAUUGAAAUAUGUCGAUAUUAAUUUAUAGUAAAUAUAUUAUCAAUAACUCUGCGGUUGUAAAAAAUCUAAACCAGCUGUUAUUUUAUUUUAAACGAAAAUAAAAAUCAAUUUACGAUACCA
This is a messenger RNA of Metopolophium dirhodum (rose-grain aphid), 2100 nucleotides long. Its product is annotated as retinaldehyde-binding protein 1. Gene Ontology annotation, molecular function: phosphatidylinositol bisphosphate binding. The record is from RefSeq and is a predicted model, not a curated record. The transcript is spliced from 7 exons. Bases 263 to 1216 code for a protein of 317 amino acids. Gene Ontology annotation, cellular component: membrane. Lineage: Eukaryota; Metazoa; Arthropoda; Insecta; Hemiptera; Aphididae.